AACACCCAUUCGCUGCGUUGAGUCAGCAGAAGUCAAAACUAAACUGCGAAUUAAAGUGAAGGAACUUUACCUGGGUUGUUCUCUCAGACCACAGCCCCGCGAGUGACCAAUUUGUCCAGUUGUUGAUUGUGGAUUAAACCUCUUUGUUACCUAAAGAAUAUCACCUAGUGCAAUAACAAUAUGUCCGAGUAGAAAGGUGCAAAAUUGUAUCGUGAAUAACUAAAUCAUUUUUGCUAAAUUGCAAUCAUCUAUAUCACAAUCUGUGCAGUUCUAGAGCCAAUACCGGAAUACAAAAAAAUGGAGACAUUCGAGCAGAAAACCAACGUUAACGUGCCCGUAAAGUUUCCAGGUGCUCCAAUGAAUCCACCUCUCACCGAUACAGGAGAAGAUCCACAUCCCAGUCUGUCCGAUUGGCACGACUACGAACCGAAUCUCGAAUUUGACGACACAGAACUUUCACAAACGGCGCCCGAACCGGGGGGUACGGUGAUUUUCGAUGAAGAUAACUUUUCCGCCGAAUUUGAGGAAGUGUCAGCAGACGAAAUAAUUAAAACUACACUCGACCCGGACAACUACGAGGAACAGCUUAAAAUGAUUGAGCCCGACGAAAACACCAUUCGCAAAGAGUUCAAGCGGCGAAAAUUCAUCGAGUUCAUCGGAACGGACAAGCAUGGUCAGCCGAUUAUUGCGAUCUAUGCCUGCAGUUUGCCAGAACGGAAAGAUUUGAACACGAGUAUUUUCAUCGAUUUUAUCAUCAAGUCGAUGGAAGAAUUUGUUCAAAACGAUUACAUUAUCGCGUACUUUCACCAGGGCAUGAAAGAUAACAGCAAACCGUCCUUACAGUUUCUGUGGAAUUCUUACAAGGAGCUGGAUCGGAGUUUCAAGAAGAAUCUAAAAAAGUUGUACGUGGUGCAUCCAACAACGUUCAUCAAAAUGGUGUGGUUUUUCUUUAAACCUGUCAUCAGCGAGAAGUUCAAGAGUAAGCUCAUUUACACGUCCAGCCUCGACGAGCUGAAACAGUCAUUAGGUUUACAUGCGCUUAAAGUGCCGGAUCCGGUUCGAGAAUUCGAUGAAAAAAUCAACAACACCGCUCGCUACACGCUGCGGGGCAGCAAAUCUAGUCUAAAGAGCAGUCGUUCGAUGGAACACAUCCCGAAGACGAGCCAAUUUGGAGUUUCACUCAAGUUCAUCAUCGAGAACAGUGCCUGCCUCAAUUGCAUUCCACCGAUCGUGCGUAAAUGUGUCGAUCAUUUGUCGCUUUCUGAUGUAAUCGAUACCGAAGGCAUCUUCCGAAGAUCGGGCAACUAUACGCGAAUAAAAGAAUUACGAGAGAAGGUCAAUCAAGGUGAAGAGGUGCAACUGUCCAACGAGGAUACCCAUGUGGUUGCAGCUUUACUUAAAACGUUUCUCCGCGAACUUGAAGAGCCUUUACUCACUUACGAGCUGUAUGAAGACAUUGCUCAAUUUGCCGAAUGGACCACCGAAGAGCAGCGGUCACGCAAUGUAAAGCAGAUUUUGCGUGAAAAGCUUCCGGAGGAAAACUACGAAUUGUUCAAGUACAUUGUGGAGUUUCUGGGUAAGAUUAUGGAGCGAAAAGAUUUCAACAAAAUGACGUCCUCAAAUCUAGCGAUUGUGUUCGGUCCCAACCUGAUCUGGCCAAAACAAGCGCAAAUGUCGCUGGACGAGAUCGGACCGAUCAACGCAUUCAUCGAUUAUGUGCUGCAGAAUCAGGAUGAUAUUUACUUUGUCGAUAUCAACAAAAAAGAUGGAGGCUACGAUUAACAGCGGUUGAUAUAAGUUUAGUUUAGUCUAAAGAACUAGAAUUUUAUUUCGAAGUCUUUCUUUCGUUAUGCAUUUGUGCUGGUUCGUUUUCAGGUGCAUGGAUUCUAUGUAUGUUCGAGAAGUUAAAUGUGAGCACAAGCUGUUUAUUUUCUGUAUUGAUAUCUAGGUUCAAUUAAAUGUACCUCUUGUGUUACUAAAACUGAACAUUCUUUAAUGAUAAAAUAGAGAUAGGUACAGUGAUUUUUUAGCACACGAAUGUAAAUAUUAGCGCGAGCGAGAAUUUUAAACCAGAAACACUAAUAUCUAUAAGAAGUUAACCCGAUGAAUAGUCAUUAUUAUACAUUUAACAGUUGAGACAAAAAUCUGAUAAUUUUAUGAAGGAAAAAAAAAGAAACAGGCGCUUCGUUGUUUGAAAACACAAGUUUUAAUCAAAACCAAAGAUGGGAUAUCAAUAUUCAGAGGAACCGCAGGAGCUGCAGUGAAAAUUCGCCAACUGGAAUAAAUCUCAGGCAUUUCCAUUUUCUCUCUUGGAAAACGUUAAGAGUCCAAAACGGUGUGCCAAACGGAGCGUAAAAACAAACAUAAACAUGACCAGUGUGUCCUAGAUUAAUUGAUAUUAACACACAUCCUAAUAACAAACAGUCUGGAACAAAUAUCAAUUCUUAUCCGUAGAUGAAAUAAUGAAAAUAAACUAAUAGGCCGGCUAGGGAUUGAAUGAGUAAACCUUAAGAAUAAAAAAAGACACUCUCAAGUCAUAUUUUAACCCACUCUGGAUAGUCAUUUGCACUUACUUUUUUUUCUAGAGAGAAUCUGCAGUGUGCAGGGAUAUGUUGCCCUCCAGUGAAUUUUUGUUUCCAAUUUGUAAUAACGUAUAGCAGCAACUGGGUAACCAAAUUCUACCGUUAAACUGAAACGAAGCGUGAAGCAUAUUGGGAAAAUUUACACACGGAUUGGAGAACUGGUUAGCACAAGUUCAAGUUUGCGACAGGUUUUUAGGAUAUCGUUAAAUGGUACGAACAUCGAACACUGUUCCAAGGUAGCGAUUAAUGUACAGAGUUUAUAGGUGAAUAAAUCAUUAAAUAACAU
This is a messenger RNA of Sabethes cyaneus, 2868 nucleotides long. It is a transcript of the gene RhoGAP68F, whose product is annotated as rho GTPase-activating protein 68F. Gene Ontology annotation, cellular component: cytoplasm. The record is from RefSeq and is a predicted model, not a curated record. Gene Ontology annotation, biological process: small GTPase-mediated signal transduction; negative regulation of endocytic recycling. Bases 298 to 1782 code for a protein of 494 amino acids. Gene Ontology annotation, molecular function: GTPase activator activity. Lineage: Eukaryota; Metazoa; Arthropoda; Insecta; Diptera; Culicidae. The transcript has 9 exons.